Messenger RNA from Eufriesea mexicana, 738 nucleotides. It is a transcript of the gene Sting, whose product is annotated as transmembrane protein sting. Lineage: Eukaryota; Metazoa; Arthropoda; Insecta; Hymenoptera; Apidae. Gene Ontology annotation, cellular component: endoplasmic reticulum membrane; autophagosome. The record is from RefSeq and is a predicted model, not a curated record. Gene Ontology annotation, biological process: activation of innate immune response; reticulophagy; autophagosome assembly. Bases 1 to 738 code for a protein of 245 amino acids. Gene Ontology annotation, molecular function: 2',3'-cyclic GMP-AMP binding; cyclic-di-GMP binding. The transcript is spliced from 2 exons.
AUGGCGCUAAUCAGCAACAAAAAUCACCUGCUGAGAUAUUUAUUCCACGAUGCACUUGAGAGUGAUGUAGAUACCAAAGAAAAUAUUUUUGAUGUUAAUUCUAUACAGAAUUUAGAUUGUGGAGUCUUUAUGGCAAACAAUUAUUAUCAUGGGUAUUUGAAAUUGAUAAUUCCUUCAUCAGGCACUGUCAUUAAAGGUUUAGUUGAAAAAAUAGAAAAUAUUGAAGACAUACAUAACAUAAAUAUAGCAGUUCAUAAACUAUUCAUCUUAAUUCCAUCAUCAUCAUAUAUCCCACCUGAUCUAAAAGAAGCUUCAUAUAAAUGGAUGGAAAGUGCUAUGGAUCUAGAAGAUGAGAUACGUAAUCGAGCAGGAGUUAAAAGACGGACAUUUCAUAACACUGUAUAUAAAAUUUAUGCCAAUGGUGAACGAAAAAAUGCACCUGUGUACGUAGUGGUAGAAGGUGCAUCACCUUUACUAACUUUCUUUGAGAUUGAGAAAUAUUUUUAUUCUAUAAAAAAUGUCUACAAGAAAUAUCGUAAAAAUAUUAUAAAACAAUUUUAUAAAGAAUUAAAAAUGUUACUAGAUAAUGAUCCAGAAUUAAGAGAUUUUUGUGAAUUAAUUUAUUAUGAUGAUUAUGAUAAUAAUGGUGUUAAAGUCAAUAUUGCGAAAGUUAUUUUAGACAGAUUGUCUGAAAUUCAGAACAAUAAUUUAAUAAAAGAUAAUUUACUUAAAUGUUAA